AUGAGAUACCUCAGGGUCUUCGCUAUCCCCUCCAUCCUGGUAGCUGCCAGCCGUAUUCCCACCCGUCAAGUGGCGCAGCCUGUCCCCGAUGCCCUAACCCUUCGCGCCAACUUCUGUCUCGACUACACCCGGCCCGACUGUGCGAAGCCGAUGCAGGAUUGCGAGUCUAGCACCAAGGGUCUGGAGAUCUGCAUUCGCGACGAGCACCCAGAGUGCAUCAAGGACGAAAAGUCACCUUGCUCUCAGUUUGUUGCGCAGUGCCUCGCUGAGUAUGGCAAGGAGGCGGACGCGAAUCAGGCCGUCAAUGACUGCAUGAUUGGAAAGGUAUUUUCCGAGUCCGAGGGGCCCGCCGAGUCCGAGGGGCCCGCCGACGAGGAACAGCCAGUGGACGCUAAACGAGUCCUGGAUCUCCGCGCCAUCUUCUGCAUCGACUACCACAAGCCAGAGUGCGAGGACGCGAUCUGGGACUGCAACUCCAAGUGCGCGGAUGCAGCUGCUGAGGACCAAUGCAAAUCUAAGCCCAACGAGCUCGAGUUCUGCGUCCGCGACGAGGAACCGAGCUGCAUCAAGGACGAGGGUUCGCUAUGCUCCCAGGCUGUCGUGCAGUGCCUCGGCGAGUUUGGCAAGGAGACGGACGCAGACCAGGCCGUUCACGACUGCAUCAUCGAAAAGGUCAUAUCCGGCACGCCAGAAGACGAGGAGGCGCCUGCCGAGCCUAGCCAGGAGACCGUAGUCUCAGCCGCAUGCAAGAAGGCGAGCGCCGAGUACCAGGUGGCUGUGAUCGAAGCCGAUUGCGACGAGGUCGAGGAUGACAGCGAGAACGAGGUCCAAAGACGCGAUUCGUCGGCGUGCGGCGCGGCAAGUCUGGCUUUUCAGGAAAAGUGGAAGGAAAAUAACUGCGAGUCUGAAUUAAUAGAGCCCUCUCAGGCUCAGGGGUGA
Molecule: messenger RNA, 939 nt
Organism: Beauveria bassiana ARSEF 2860
Lineage: Eukaryota; Fungi; Ascomycota; Sordariomycetes; Hypocreales; Cordycipitaceae
Exons: 1
Coding region: 1-939 (312 amino acids)
Source: RefSeq, a predicted model, not a curated record